GGUUUCCGGACACUUUUCCAGCGAUUUUUCACCACGAACGAGCUAAAAUCCGUCCGGAGAUCGAUCCCGUCGAAAACCAGACCGAAAUCCGAUGAAAACAUCCGCCGAUCGGUGUAGCGUCCUUUGCUCCAUCCUGCGGCGUACGAAUACGGCAUCGGUAUUUUUCAUGGAAGUCCGACCGUCGGCCAGUUCCAAAUAAUCCGUCGCGUCGCGAGCUUCGUGCCGUCGUCCGAGCCGCAUUUACAUUUCAUUAUUGAUAAGUAUAUUAUAUUAGUAAUAGAAUAAAAUAUAAAUAAUUAUUUUUUUUCCGCGACCGACUCCGUGUGUGGUGUGCGCGUUCGCGCGUGUGUGUUUACUCGUGUUUACCGUAAAAUUAAUAUUUCCGUUCCGUCGUCGAUCGAUUGUGUCUAUUUUAAUUAUUCAUAUACGGAAUGAAAUAAGUGCGCGCGAGAGACGGUCAUCAUGACGUGCUGCGUCGAGUUUGGUUAAAUAUCAUCGGAUUAUUAUUUUUUUUUUUUUAUACUUAUUAAUAUUAAUUAUUUUUCUCGUAUUGGUGCGCCGAUUACGACGUUAUUUGACUAAGUAAUACGACGAAUCAUGAAGAGAAGAAACCCAUGUCGGAUUUUUGUCAGUACGUGCAUUUUGUUAGCGUUCUGGACGCUAGUCGCGAGACCCGAUGGAGCGUCAGGGUCCACCGGGAUCGUGUCAUGCUCGCCUAAUCCAUGUCUCCAUGGAGGUUCUUGCUACAUGAAAAAGACCGGAGAAUACGCUUGCAACUGUACCGGAUUAUUCGUCGGACCGUACUGCCAAUGGAAGAACCCGUGCCAUACCGGACCCGUGCCCAGGUGCCAAAAUGGAGGGACUUGCGCGGUCACUGAACAGUCACCGCACUCUCAGCCAGGCUUCUCGUGCCACUGUCCGCUGGGAUUCACCGCGUCCCUGUGCGAGAUACCCAUAUCGAACGCGUGCGACGCGAAACCGUGUCAGAACGGUGGCACGUGUUGGCUGCACAACAUCAAAGAACAUCGCUGUAACUGCGCCCCCGGAUUCACAGGACCUAAUUGCGAAUUGGAGGAUCAUUGUGCUUCGGGACCGUGCAAGAACGGAGCCGAAUGCACUUCCAAAGAUGAUUCGUACGAAUGCACUUGUGCUCCUGGAUUCACGGGGCCCACGUGCUCCGAAGACAUCGAGGAAUGUUCGACCACCGCGCCCUGCGUACACGGGCAAUGCAUCAACACACAUGGAUCGUACGCGUGCAUUUGCGAACCCGGUUACACGGGCAAAAAUUGCGGGAUGGUGUACGUCCCGUGCCAUCCGUCGCCGUGCAUGAACAACGGCAGGUGUAUGCAGAUCGACAAUCUCAAUUACGAGUGCAAGUGCAAGUCAGGUUUCCGCGGCAAAAACUGCGAGGAGAACAUCGACGACUGCAUACCGCAUGCUUGUCUUAACGGCGGCGCGUGCGUGGACGGCGUGAACAGUUACACGUGCUCUUGUCCGCCCCAGUGGACGGGCGAGUCGUGCGAGAUGGACGUGGACGAGUGCGCCAUGCGGCCGAGCGUUUGUCACAACGGCGCGACGUGCACCAACUCGCUGGGCUCGUACAAUUGCAUUUGCGUGAAUGGCUGGACUGGGCAGGAUUGUUCGGUAAACAUCGACGAUUGCGCCGGGGCCGCUUGUUUCAACGGGGCCACGUGCAUCGAUCGGGUGGGCAGCUUCCAUUGUCAGUGCACGCACGGCAAGACCGGUUUGCUGUGUCAUCUGGACGACGCGUGCACGUCUAAUCCGUGCCACGCCGACGCUAUAUGCGACACAAGUCCGAUCAACGGGUCGUACACUUGCUCGUGUGCGUCUGGCUACAAAGGAGUCGAUUGUUCCGAAGACAUCAACGAAUGUGAACAAGGAUCGCCGUGCGAGCACGACGGAGUUUGCGUCAACACGCCCGGAUCAUUUGCUUGCAAUUGCCCGCAGGGGUUCACGGGGCCUCGAUGCGAGACCAACGUGAACGAGUGUGACUCACAUCCGUGCAAGAACGAAGGGUCCUGUUUAGAUGACCCUGGAACAUUCCGAUGCGUGUGCAUGCCAGGGUUUGCGGGUACGCAAUGUGAAAUCGACGUAGACGAAUGCGAAGCGGACCCGUGCGAGAACGGCGGCGUGUGCACGGACAUGAUCAAUGGAUAUAAAUGCUCGUGCCCGGCAGGGUUCUCGGGACCUCGGUGUCAGACCAACAUUGAUGACUGCGUGAGCAGUCCGUGCCAUCAUGGCGGCAUAUGUCACGACUCGAUCGCCGGUUACCAGUGCGAGUGUUCCCCGGGCUUUACGGGUUUCAAUUGCGAGCACAACAUCAACGACUGCUUGUCGAAUCCGUGUAAGCACGGCGAAUGCAUUGACGGCCAGAACUCGUUCACUUGUUCCUGCCAUCCUGGCUACACAGGACUGUUGUGUGAAGACCAGUUAGAUGAGUGUGCUUCUGCACCCUGCCAGCACGGCGGGACGUGCGAGGAUUUGAUUAAUGGAUAUCAGUGCCGCUGUCGAGCCGGCACGUCCGGUUCGAACUGCGAGAUAAACAUUAAUGAAUGUGUGUCCAACCCUUGUCGAAACGGAGCAAAGUGUAUCGACGGAAUCAACAAGUAUUCGUGCGAUUGCCUUGCCGGGUUCACUGGCUUGCACUGCGAGAUGAACGUAGACGAAUGUGCUAGUAGCCCUUGCGCCAAUGGCGGAAGCUGUGUGGAUCUGGUUGCCGGUUGGCGGUGUGAAUGCCCACGUGGUUAUUAUGGACCCCGUUGUUUGUCCGAUAUCGAUGAAUGCGCCAGCAACCCUUGCUCUUUGAACGCUUUGCGCUGCGAAGACGGCCUAAAUCAAUUCAUUUGUCACUGCAGGCCGGGUUACACCGGCAAACGUUGUGAGAUCGAUAUAGACGAGUGCAGUUCGAACCCGUGUCAACACGGUGGUGUGUGUACGGACCGCGUUAAUGGUUAUACUUGCCAAUGCAAGCCCGGAUAUUCUGGACACAACUGUAACGUUAACAUUGAUGAUUGUGCCAUAAAUCCAUGCAAAAAUGGAGGAUCUUGUAUUGACUUGGUGAACGCUUACAAAUGUGUCUGUCAACUCCCGUUCACUGGUUCUGAAUGCCAAAGCCGAUUGGAUCCUUGCACGCCAAACAGGUGCCGUAACGGGGCAAAGUGUUCGCCGUCUAGCAACUUUUUAGACUUUGCGUGUGAAUGCUCGAUCGGUUGGAAAGGUCGGUUAUGCAACGAAGACGUGGACGAGUGUGCACUGACUGCGCCUUGUCGAAACGGUGCCACUUGUCAGAAUACCGAUGGGUCUUAUAAAUGCGCAUGCGCUCCUGGAUUCCAGGGCCGUGAUUGUGUAAUUAAUACUGACGAAUGCGCUUCUUCACCUUGCCAAAAUGGAGCCACAUGCCUUGAUGGCAUCGGUGAUUAUACUUGUAUGUGUUCAGAUGGUUUUUCUGGUCGUCACUGUGAAGUGGAUGUCGAUGAGUGUGUAUCGCAACCUUGUUUAAACGGAGCUACUUGCAAACAAUACGUGAAUUCGUAUACUUGCACGUGUCCUAUUGGAUUUUCUGGCAUGCACUGUCAAACUAAUGAUCAAGACUGCACUGAUUCAUCCUGUAUGAAUGGUGCUACUUGUGUGGAUGGUAUUAACAACUACACUUGCAUAUGCCCGGCUGGGUAUACCGGAUUAAAUUGUCAGACUAGAAUAAACGAAUGUGAUUCGUCACCUUGCGAGAACAGUGGUACUUGUCUCGAUCACGGCAAAUACUAUACAUGUCACUGUGCAUACGGCUACACUGGUAAGAACUGCGAAUUGCUGGUAGACUGGUGUAAUGGUGGUGGAGGUAUACCACAACCCUGUGAAAACGGAGCGACGUGCAAACAAAUGCAAAACUUGUACCAAUGUUUGUGCCAACCCGGUUGGACAGGCAAAGUAUGUGACGUAGAAAUGGUGUCUUGUAAUGAUGCAGCUCUUCGUAAAGGAGUUCGACGCGACGCUCUAUGCCAUAAUGGUGGUGUUUGUGAAGAUAUUGGUAACAGUCAUAGGUGCCAUUGUGCUGACGGUUAUUCUGGAAGCUACUGCACAAAAGAAAUUAAUGAAUGCGAUUCGGCGCCUUGUCAAAACGGAGCUACAUGCAGAGAUUUAGUUGCGGGAUACUCAUGUCAGUGCCCGCGUGGCUUCCAAGGACAAAACUGCGAAUUGAACGUUGACGAUUGUCACCCCAAUCCUUGCCAAAACGGUGGAACUUGCCGUGAUUUAGUCAAUAGCUUUAGUUGCUCGUGCCCACCUGGCACACUUGGUAUUAUUUGCGAUAUUAACAUCGAUGACUGCUCAGCAGAUGCUUGCCAUAAUAAUGGUACUUGUAUUGAUCGGGUUGGAGGUUUUGACUGUCGUUGUCCGGCUGGUUUCGUUGGACACAGGUGUGAAGGCGACAUUAAUGAAUGUUUAUCUAAUCCAUGCGAUCCAUAUGGAACUUUGGACUGUGUACAGUUAGUUAACAAUUUCCAUUGUAAUUGUCGUGCUGGUUAUAUGGGCAGACAUUGUGAAACAAAGGUUAACUUCUGCGAAAGCAGCCCGUGCCAGAACGGCGGUGUAUGCUCUCAAGUGGAAGGUGGCCAUACUUGCGUGUGUCCAAAAGAAUACUCUGGUAGAAAUUGCGAGUUUUUCGGCGUAGAUUGUGACUCGAGUCCUUGCCAAGGCGACGGUUUAUGUCAUUCAUUGGAACAUGGUGGAUAUCAAUGUGAAUGUCCACCAGGUACGGCAGGUAUUCAUUGUGAAAUUGAUAGUUACAACGAAUGUGAAAGUAAUCCGUGUGAACACGAUGGUCCGUGUCAAAAUAAACUUGGAGAUUACGCAUGUUUCUGUCCACAAUAUUGGUCCGGAAAGAACUGUAACAUUUAUGAUUCCAAAUUCAAAGGCGGUCUUGGAAAAUUCUUAUCUAAAGGCAUGCCAAAAAAAGAUUAUGACUGGGAAAGAGAGCUGGCUACUUGUGUAACAAACGGAUGUGCUGCCAAAUCCCAAGACAACAGGUGUCACCAAGAAUGUAAUACAGCUGCAUGUGACUUUGAUGGAGGUGAUUGUUCACUCGGAUUAAAUCCUUGGAGAAAUUGUACAGCAACCAAAAACUGUUGGCAAGUUUUCGCUGAUGGACGUUGCGACAUGGAAUGUAAUACACCUGAAUGUCUAUAUGAUGGAAGAGAUUGUGAAAGAACUCUUUUACCUUGCAAUCCAAUUUAUGACGCAUAUUGUCAAAGUCAUUAUGCAAAUGGAUACUGUGAUUAUGGAUGCAAUAAUGCUGAAUGUAAUUGGGACGGUAUGGAUUGUGAAAGAGAACCACCUAAAUUGGCUGAAGGUGCUAUUCGUAUAAUUCUUAGGAUGGACUAUCAUCAACUAUUAUCUAACUUAACUUCAUUUUUGCGAGAUGUUGGCCGAGAGCUGCGAGCUACUGUACGAGUAAAAUUAGAUGAUUUAUCUAACAAACAAAUGAUAUUCCCUGCUGAAAAUCCACCGGGAGCUGUUGUGAUUUAUUUAGAAAUUGAUAAUAGAAAAUGUGAGAUAACUAGAGAUGUUGAAUGUUUUUCCAGUGCAACAGGGGCUGCUGGAUUUUUGGCUGCUUCUGCUGCUAGUCACGCUCUUUCUACUUCAUUCCCUAUCUACAGAGCUGAAGGUGUUGGUCCCGGGAGUCAAAUACCUACAGAACAACCAAGAAGCAGUACAGCGUUGGUAUUGACUGGAAUGUUUUUGAUAUUAGUGGUUGGUCUUAGUCUUGGAGUAUUGAUAUCAACCCAUCGGAAAAAGGCUGCCGGUAUAACAUGGUUCCCAGAAGGAUUCUUACGCACUGGCAGUAAUAACAGUAGAACCAGUACUCAAAGACGAGUGCCUGAUGGCCAGGAACUUCGUACGAUGAAACAGAAUAAUAUGACGUUAAGCUGUGUGGAUAUGAGCAGUGGUGUGAUGACAAUAGGAAGAGGUGCUGGCGCUUGGUCAGAUGAGGAUGCCGAAGGUGAUAUGCCACCCGCAAAAAGACAUAGACCAGCUCCGAUAUCAUCACAGCCUUUAGAUAAUCCGUACGAUGACGUUUGGAGUCAUUGUAACCUCAACUCUAAUGACAAUAAAGCUACUGUUAUGUAUACACCGCCAUCAAGGGAAACCGAAGUGAAUGAAAGACUUCCUGGUGGAUUAACUAGACUGAUGGACGUAACAGUCGCAGGUGGUGCUGGUUUGGAUACGAGUAUUGAUAACGAAGAAGAAGAAGGACAAGAUGCAACAACCAAUAUGAUAUCAGAAUUAGUCUCACAAGGUGCUGAAUUGAACGCUACACUCGAAAAAACUGGAGAAACUUCGUUGCAUUUGGCUGCGAGAUACGCUAGAGCAGAUGCAGCUAAACGUCUGUUAGAUAUGGGUGCUGAUGUUAAUUUCCAAGACAACACUGGUCGUACGCCACUACAUGCCGCGGUAGCUGCUGAUGCUAUGGGUGCAUUCCAAAUCUUACUGAGAAACCGAUCAACAAAUCUAAACGCAAGAAUGCACGACGGGACGACACCGUUGAUUCUAGCGGCUAGGCUGGCCAUCGAAGGAAUGGUGGAGGAUCUAAUUCAUGCUGACGCUGAUAUCAACAUACCCGAUAACAGCGGAAAGACGGCGUUACACUGGGCUGCAUCGGUAAACAAUGUUGACGCGGUAAACAUAUUGCUGGCCAAUAACGCCAACAAAGACGCCCAGGAUGACAAGGACGAAACGCCGUUGUUCUUGGCCGCGAGAGAAGGCAGUUUUGAAGCGUGCAAAGCGCUGUUGGACAAUUUCGCCAACCGAGAGAUCGCCGAUCACAUGGAACGGUUACCGCGAGACGUGGCCAGUGAGCGGUUGCACCACGAUAUCGUGAGACUGCUGGACUCGCACGUGGCGCACCCCAAUGCGCAGGCCAUGGUGGCGGUCAACAACAACUUCAUGAGUAAGUCGCAGAGAAGUCGGGUGGCCCGACCGUUGGUACCUCUGCCCAAGAACACGCAGUCGACGGCGGCGGCGGCGGACAUUGACCUUGGGAUGUGUUUGUUCACAGACUCGCCGCACAACAUUAUGUCCGCCCACUCCAACAUCAACAUACCCGGUCUGAAGUUGAACGGCGGCGGCGGCAGCGGCGGCUCGAUAAAGGGUAAAAAGAGGCCAAAACCGUCGAACCCAACCAGCCCGGCCGACUCCAUCGACUCGAACGUGUCGCUGAAGCGGAAGAACAGCGUGAAGAAACCGCCGCCUCCUCUGCCGCCGUCCGCGGCCAUGUCGUCCACCGCAGCCGCGCCGAGCAACAAGAAACCGUUCGGGUUGGACGUGACGUGCGCCGGCGGUGCCAGCAACAUGGAUCUGAUGGCGUUGGAUGUGUCCAGACUGUACGGCGGCGCCGGUCUUCCGCAGCAACCACCCGCCUACGAGGAAUGUCUGUCGCAAUUGCCCGCCGGUUCCCAAAGGCCGAUGGCAAACUACGGGGCGGCCAUGCACCACCAACAGCAGCAACAUCAGCAACAGCAGCAGCAGCAUCAGCAACAGCAGCAGCAGCAGCAAUCCGACUACCGGGCCAUCCAUCAGCAGCUGUUGAGCAUGCAGCCGUCGUUCCAGGAACCGUCGCCGCCGCACAGCGUGGUCAUGUCACCGUCGCCGGGCAAGACGCGACCGUCACUGCCCACGUCGCCCACGCAUAUGCAGGCCCUCCGGCACGCCACCAUGCAGGCCGUCGACCCGUUCAGUCAGUUCCACCACUUCUACGGCAGCGCCCAACAAACUCCGCAAUCGCUACAGCAGCCGCAGUCGCAGCACGCGCAGCAGUAUCUGACGCCACCGUCGGACGCGGCACCGGAGAGUUUCCCGACGCCAUCGCCCGACUCGCCGUGGCACUGGUCCUCGUCGUCGCCCAACUCCAAUUCCGACUGGUCCGAGGGCAUAUCGUCACCACCCAACAACAACAACAACAAUAACAAUAACGGACACCCGAACAAAGUGUCUGACGCCGUCUACAUUUAGAAUAAUAAUAAUAAUAGUAAUAAUAAUAAUAACAAAAAGCGGCUGUGCCGCCGCCCGCCGGUUAUGCGUUUGACUCUGUUGCCUUCCAAACGUAAUCCAAAUGAAACACCGUUUUUCACGGUUUUAUUUUAUUUUUAUUUUCUUUCACUCGCAACAACGGUGCCAUUGUUAACAAUUUUAGCCUGACCACCGUCAUUUGCAUUACCACCAGCACAUUAGCCUAUGAUUAUUAUAUUAUUGUUGUUUUAAUUUUUUGAAUGUUUUGUGUACAAAACCCAAUCUCUUUCUUUCUCUUAGUGUACAUACGUAAAUUUUAAAAUUACAGAUUUUAUUUAUAUACCUAUAUAUAUAUAAAUAUAUGCAUUUAUAUAUUUUUAUCGCUUUCAUGUACAUUUUUAUUUUUACUACUAUUAUUGUCAUCGAAUACCAUUUUCUCCCCACCAAUUAUUUGUAUACCAUGAUUGUCAUGGUAUCUACCAAUCUUUAUUAUUU
Messenger RNA from Sipha flava (yellow sugarcane aphid), 8517 nucleotides. It is a transcript of the gene N, whose product is annotated as neurogenic locus Notch protein. Gene Ontology annotation, biological process: cell differentiation; regulation of developmental process; Notch signaling pathway. NCBI's taxonomy places the organism in Eukaryota, Metazoa, Arthropoda, Insecta, Hemiptera, Aphididae. The coding region runs from base 598 to 8025 and encodes 2475 amino acids. Gene Ontology annotation, cellular component: membrane. Gene Ontology annotation, molecular function: Notch binding; calcium ion binding. The transcript is spliced from 18 exons. The record is from RefSeq and is a predicted model, not a curated record.